AUGAGCGCGGAUCGGACACACUACAUUGUCCGCAACUUUGCCAAAGAAGAAAGGUUCAAGGACAGGCCUUAUGUAGUCAACUGGCCUCAUAUGCGCUUCUACGCCGAAGUACCUCUUCACAGUCCCUCAGGCUACGUGCUUGGUUCAUACUGCGUUGUAGACAACCAGCCCCGUGCCGAGUUUGGCAAUGAUGAAGUUGAUGCUCUGCGGGAGAUAGCUGAUGCGGUAGCGCAGCACCUCGAAAACGUUCGGAUAGUGAAUUGCCAUCGUCGGGCAGAGAAUUUGGUGAAGGGAUUGACUAAGUUCGUCAAGGAUCAUGCGGACUUUGAUCCCGCAGACGCUUCAAGCCCUGCUGUGGUGCCAAAUACAAAUUCAAACGAGAAAUCUAUCGAGGCCGACGCUUUGAGCACAGAACAAUAUUCCUCGACAGACUUUACCGAUCAAACAUCACCGAUAUUUCCUCAAUCCGAGCAAUCUGAGGCAACUUCUUUCUUUCCGCCCAAUCCGGGAAUAUCAUCAGCCACCCCGUCGGAUGAAACGGAGAUAGCAGACGCGCUCGUUCCCGAGGAGUCGAGCACGAUUGACGACGGCCAGAAAAGUCUCCCGCGGGUGUCUGUGACAAAUGAAAGUGUGGCUAUGUCCGAACGCGUCGCUAUGGUCUUUUCCCGGGCCAGCGUUGUCCUCAGGGACUCUAUGGAUCUCGAUGGAGUGCUUUUUCUCGAUGCGUGCCGAAGCAAUUCUGGAGUGGCAUCAGCUGGAGAGGCUGGAAACUGGGAGCCACUACCCAAAACCGCAAACCCUGAAUUUCUUGUUGAUUCAUUGCCUACUCCCCUCGACCUGCCAGGCGUGGGAUCUCUGUCAAAGGAAUCGCAAAGGUUGUGUGAGCUGUUGGGUUAUGCUUCCAGCGGAUCAGAGUCGAACCUCCUAGAACUGGAGGGCGGGUUGACUUUGACGGAAGAUCUGCUGAACGCCAUGAUCGCUUCAUUUCCUGCUGGCCAAAUCUUGAACCUAGAUGCCGGGGCCGAUUGUGAUGAUUACCUGUCGCCGAAGGUCAAGUCUCAUGACCAGAAUUGCGAAACCGCCCACGCUGCUAUGAACAUCAUUCGGCAUAUCUCACGUCGACUGGCCAAGUACCUCCCAGGCGCGAAUUCCGUGCUCUUCUUCCCCCUGUGGGACUGGAACAAAUCGCGAUGGCUGGCAGGCACGCUGGUCUGGACACGCACCAGCGACCGUGCCCUGGGCAUGGAAGAGCUACAUUACUUCAGAGCCUUUGGCGAUUCCAUCAUUUCGGAGGUUUCUCGGAUAGUGUGGGCCUUUACCGAAAAAUCAAAAUCUGAUUUUAUAUCUUCUCUCAGCCACGAGCUUCGCUCUCCGCUGCAUGGAAUCCUAGCAAGUGCUGAACUAUUGCACGCGUCUCCGCUUGAGCCCACGCAGCGUGACAUGACGAAGAUGGUUGAGACGUGUGGUCUCACUCUAUUAGACACGAUGAACCAUCUCCUGGAUUUCUCGAAAAUUAACAAUCUAACGACAUUGAAGAGCUCCAAUCCAGAUGCUUCGCAGACCGAUCUGACAAAUCUCACCACCGUCUUCAGCCUUGAUGUUCUGGUUGAGGAGAUUGCGGACAUCCUAUACACGGGAAGAAGAGCGCCUGAGAUGGUUACGCAUCUUGCGGGUAGAGUUCCCUCUAUGACUGCCCAUUCUGACCUGAUGGGCCGGCAGGCCUCCAGUGACGAGAUGACUGUUGUAAUACGAAUCGAAGAGCUUCAUACCUGGAGAGUACAGUCAGUGGCUGGUGCGUGGGGAAGGAUUCUUAUGAAUCUCCUUGGCAACUCUAUGAAAUGGACCAAAGUCGGAUUCGUCGAAAUAUGCCUGUCGAAGGCGAAGAUGCAGUCUGAUACGCGCACCGUUCUUGCGCAUCUAUCUGUCACCGACACGGGCCGUGGUAUUGCGCCGGAUUUUCUCAAACAUCAGCUGUUCUCUCCCUUUGCCCAGGAAGAUUCCCUGGCAGAAGGUGUCGGGCUUGGACUCAGUAUUGUCCACCGGCUCGUUACAUCACUGGGGGGUCACAUCAAUGUGCAGAGUGAAUUGGGCAUUGGCACCCAGGUUGAUGUUUACGUCCCGGUUCGAGUACUUGAGCCCGGCGCUGCUGAAUCUAGGGACGGUUUGAUUUCCUUGCAGUCACAAACGUCAAGCGGUCCAGUCCAGGUCUGCUUGAUCAAUUUCCACAGGUAUCCGGCCUUGAGAGAAGUCCCUACCGGCAUCCUUAGUCCAGAAGCCAAGAGAAAACUUUCUAUUCAGAGCUCUCUUGGCAAAAUCUUCAUGGCGCAGCCUGGCUGGCAAGUCACUUUGGCAGAAUCUGUUGAAAAAGCGCACGGGGAUGUUGCGGUCAUGGAGGAAGCAACCUUCAAGGAAGUUCUGGUGGAUGGUCGGGUCCCCUCUGGAAUCUUUGUAAAAACAGGCUUGAUGUUUUUUAUCGUCCUCUGCGGCAGAAUGCCACUCUUUACCAGCGAAAAUCUGUCCGGGAAUGUUAUCUACAUACCUCAGCCCCUCAGGCCUCGGAAAAUCGAAGAAGCGAUGAAGGUCAUUCUCGAUCAUCUUGAAACAUGCGUGCAUGAUGCUACGUCUACUUCCGAGACUGGUUUUGCAUUAUCAGUUCGCUCUCAGAUGUCUGAAGCAGAAGCUAGUUAUUCAGACACGUCGAAAAGCUCACAAGUCGUAAUCUCAGAGGUCGCAGUGGAGACGACAUUAGCUGAUCCACUUCCUGAGUCCUUGGUAAUUGCAUCGUCCAAACGGCCAGACGAUGUAAAUGUUCUAAUCGUGGAUGACAAUGACAUCAACCUCAAGAUUCUCGUGACAUUCCUGCGUAAGAUCGGAUGCAGCUACGAUUCCGCCUCUAAUGGCCUAAUCGCGUUGGAUAAAUACAAGGAGUCUGACCGGAGAUUUGAUUUCGUCUUGAUGGACCUAUCAAUGCCAGUCAUGGACGGCUUAGUUGCGACGCGAAAGAUUCGAGAGUACGAAAAGGAACAAGGCCUCAUACCCUCUCGAAUAAUGGCCAUUACUGGGGUCGCUUCUGCUUCUAUGCAGCAACAGGCUCUCGCGGCCGGAACUGAUGAGUACUUGGUCAAACCAGUUUCACUUCACGAUCUUAAGAAAGUAAUGAAGCUUGCAUGA
Aspergillus thermomutatus is the source of this 3171-nucleotide messenger RNA. Its product is annotated as hybrid sensor histidine kinase/response regulator. NCBI's taxonomy places the organism in Eukaryota, Fungi, Ascomycota, Eurotiomycetes, Eurotiales, Aspergillaceae. The record is from RefSeq and is a predicted model, not a curated record. Gene Ontology annotation, molecular function: protein binding; histidine phosphotransfer kinase activity; phosphorelay sensor kinase activity. The transcript is spliced from 6 exons. Gene Ontology annotation, biological process: phosphorelay signal transduction system; protein autophosphorylation. Bases 1 to 3171 code for a protein of 1056 amino acids.